AUGGUCGCCUGGUCCAAGCCUAUUGCUUUCGCCUGCCUCCCCCCCCCCCCCCCCCGCCUCAGCACACUCCCGCCUCCGCCCCUGGUCUCCGCCGAAGAGUUCGUCAAAGCGGCCAAGCGUAACGAUGGCGAUGACGGUUGGCUCGCUGAGCUCGUCAAGGUUGGGGCCGAGAAGGGCCGGGCGGCUAUGAACGCGGUGGGGUGGAAGAUCAUCGAGCUCUGGACGGUCAUGAGGCUCGUCGAAAUCCUCUUAUGCCCGCUCAAGGACUUCGUCGACGCUGUCUGCGCCGGUCUCGUCAGACUGGCAUUUCAGUACUCCCCCGCCCUCGCGGCAUUCUUCCAGGCUGAUCGCCCCACGCCCGAUCAGCAAUCCUAG
This is a messenger RNA of Penicillium macrosclerotiorum, 375 nucleotides long. RefSeq lists its product as uncharacterized. The transcript is spliced from 2 exons. Lineage: Eukaryota; Fungi; Ascomycota; Eurotiomycetes; Eurotiales; Aspergillaceae. The record is from RefSeq and is a predicted model, not a curated record. Bases 1 to 375 code for a protein of 124 amino acids.